This is a messenger RNA of Prorocentrum cordatum, 701 nucleotides long. The record is from the annotation of a GenBank genome assembly. Lineage: Eukaryota; Dinophyceae; Prorocentrales; Prorocentraceae.
AGGAGUUCUCCGAGCAGUCGAUGGCCGAGGCGGCGGGCCUGGGCGAGGAGGUCGCCGACCUCAGCCAGACAGAGAUGCAGCUCUGCUACGACGAGUACUCGGCAGACGAGGAGGUCCGGGCCGCGUGGGAGCAGUCCGGCGUGGAGAGCGGCAUGAUGCUGCGGAACGCCAUGAUGUCCUCCAUCCCCGCGGCGCGGUCCGCGGCGUCCUCGGCGGGCCCGGAGGACCGGAAAGGCAAGAAGCUGAAGUCCUCGGAGAUCGUCGAGAUGCAGGAGCUCAUGCUAGACAAGCUGAUCCUCUACCACAAGGAUGCGCUCACAGCCUUCUCUGGCGGGAGGGGCCCGCCGACGCCCUGGAGGGCAGAGAUAGCGGUCCAGAUGGUGCAGGCUCUCGCGAGCGCGGCCGUGGAGCACCGGUACGGGACCUCGGCCGAGGACAUGACCGUGGCGGGCUUCCAGCACGCCUCCGCCCUGCAGAAGAACGAGCGGUUCACGCGGGCGACGGAGAAGCAGCAGGAGAUCCUGAUGGCCGUCGCCAGACUCUGCGCCCCAGAGAGCUAGACGAGUGGCGGCUCCACCGACGCCACCAUGUUCACCACGAUCGCGAAGCUGCUACGGUACCACUCCUACAGUGGGAGGCGCCGGCGCCCCUGGCCCGGGCGCGGGGGUGCCGGCCACCGCAGGUGCCGCGCGGCGGCCCCG